CCUCCAGUCUUUCCACUAUUCCCACUAUUCCCAUUUUAUUCCAACUAUAUUCCCACUAUUCCUACUCUAUUCCUACCACUUCCUACUAGCUCGACAUGGCUGUCUCCGGCUUCGAGGGCUUUGAGAAGCGCCUAGAGCUUCACUUCUCUGGAGACAACCCCCUCGGCCUCCGCUACCUAUCGAUCGAUGAUCUCCAGCAAGUGCUCGACGCCGUGCAGUGCAGCAUCGUCUCCGCCGCCGGUAAUCACUCUUUCGAUGCCUACGUGCUAUCCGAAUCCAGCCUCUUCCUCUACCCCCACAAGAUCAUCCUCAAGACCUGCGGCACCACCCAGCUCCUCCGCUCCAUCCCGUCCCUCCUCCACCACGCCGCCGACCUCGGCCUCCGCCUCCACUCCUGCCGCUACUCCCGCGGCAGCUUCAUCUUCCCCGCCGCCCAGCCAUUCCCCCACACCAGCUUCUCCGACGAGGUCCGCUUCCUCGACGCCCGCCUCCCCCCCACCCUUCGCUUCAGAAAAGCCUCGGUGAUGCCCUCCGCCACUUCCCCGCAUUCUUGGCACGUCUACUCCGCCGCCGACGACGAGUUCUCGGUGCUGCCACCCUGCGGUCCCACGAUAGAAGUGUGCAUGACGGAGUUGGACCGCUCACUGGCACGGCGGUUUCAUCGUCGGAAGGGCGACGACCGCUCGGGCGACGAAGCCGGGGCGGAGAUGACCGAGUUGACCGGGAUCGGCGGCAUCAACCGGCGGGCUCUCGUCUGCGGCUUCGCCUUCGACCCAUGCGGUUACUCGAUGAACGGCCUCGACCGCGACCGCUACUCGACGAUCCACGUCACGCCGGAGGACGGCCACAGCUACGCCAGCUUCGAAUGCGUCGGUGGAGGGGAUAUGAUGGAUUAUUUAAGGAAGGUCGUGAACGUAUUCCGGCCAGUUGCGGUGUCGGUGUCGGUCUCCGGCGGCGGCGGCGACGAGGGCGGGGUGUGUUCGGCGGUGGCGAAUGCGUUGGAACCGCUCGGGCUGAGCUGCAGGAACCGAGCGGCCGAGGAUUUUCCCGGGGCGGGGACGGUCACGUACCAGACGUUUACGGCUCGCCGGAAGUAAUCAAAUUGUGGAGGUGGUCAAACGCAAGGAAGUGGUUGUUGAGAAAUUGUUGCUAUUUGCCAGCCUUAGAGGAAACAAGAGGGAGAGUUUUGCUCCAUGGGGAGUUGGAGGCUUUUUCUUGUGGGGGAUGAUGAUGGAAUGCAACAAGAGAGUGUAGCUGACACUGGAAAGGAGGGUGGGAGGAAAAGGUUUUAAUUAAGGGUUGGAUGGAUGGGAGCAGUAUAAUAUAGUACUCCACUUUAGAGUGUCACGCCUGAUGGAU
Molecule: messenger RNA, 1359 nt
Organism: Elaeis guineensis (African oil palm)
Lineage: Eukaryota; Viridiplantae; Streptophyta; Magnoliopsida; Arecales; Arecaceae
Product: S-adenosylmethionine decarboxylase proenzyme 4-like
Biological process (GO): spermine biosynthetic process; spermidine biosynthetic process
Cellular component (GO): cytosol
Molecular function (GO): adenosylmethionine decarboxylase activity
Source: RefSeq, a predicted model, not a curated record